This is a messenger RNA of Mycosarcoma maydis (corn smut), 543 nucleotides long. RefSeq lists its product as uncharacterized. The record is from RefSeq and is a predicted model, not a curated record. The transcript has a single exon. The coding region runs from base 1 to 543 and encodes 180 amino acids. Lineage: Eukaryota; Fungi; Basidiomycota; Ustilaginomycetes; Ustilaginales.
AUGGCUGUUUGUUUUGUCAUGUAUGCAGCUGUAAUCACCAAUCGUGAAUUAUUGAUAUUCACAUUGAAUAAUAAAAUAUCAUACCUAUUCUACCCCAAGUGCAAGUCAGAGACACAGCCAGAGACAGUCGUGAGUUCUGACUUGCAAUACGCCAUGCUUAGCGUCAUAGAGAGCUAUCGCUGUCACAUUCACGAUUCCAGCUUGACUAUCCCAAGCGAUACGCACCUCGAGAGGCUGUCGCAUACGCCUGUCAAUUCAGUAUGUGCCAGCCAGUCACUAUACUCCCAUUCACCUCGGUGUACUGCUCACCCUACACAUUACAACCUGCUACAUCUGUACUCGCCUCGUCACGCCACUUCGGAGCGUCAACCAUCCGUCUUGAACCAAGAACAGAGCGCUAUGAGAUUCCUUCGAGGUGAUCCAGUCACGAGUGGUACGUCGCCCAAAUUAUUGUGGUACAGCGACGUGCUGCUCCUGCCGAUGAGUACGGUCGAUCGAGACAGCUCAGAGUCUCUAACGACGUGCAGCAAAUUCGAGCUCUAA